AUGACGACCAGAAUAGUGCUCCUUUGCGCUUCUCUAGCCUUGACUGCGCAUCAAUCUACUAGCUUCGUCCCAUUCUCCACGACAGUACGACUAUCGUCAACAGCUGUGAACGCUGGAUUUGGAAAAACAACAUCUGGAUCUGGAAAAAAGGCACAGAAGAAAAAGUCGAAGUCAAAACGACUUUCGAAUGUCCUCCAAGAUGCGCCAAAAGAGAACGCAUCGAGUAAUAAACCGUUUGUAAAGUCUGAGCAAGACGAUUUGAUUGCUUCGCUUGCUGCAAAGGCAUCAACCACUAGCAUUGGAAGAGCAGUUACUUCUGCACCAGUUCCUCCUGAUGGAAUUGACCCCUUCUGGGAACUGAUGCCAUCACUUGUCAGUUCCCGAUUCCCCAAUGUCGCCGAUAAACAAUUGGAACGAGUAGCAGGUAUGGUUCGUCACACAUUGGAUCCAAGUCUGCCGCUGGAGGAUUCCAUCGUAAAUGAUCCGUAUCGUCCACACGAUGAGAUCCACGCCUAUAUGCCGGGACUUGGAGAGACACAGCCUUUCCUAGAUCCAUCGCAGUUGGCGUUGUGCCAAAAGCUCUCUGAAAAUUACGAUAUCAUAUGCGAAGAGUAUGAGAAUCUUCUUCGCGAUGAAAAGGAUAGGUUUCAAUCUGUUACCAGCAUGAACUAUGAGAGCGGGUGGAAAACAAUGGUAUUGUUCUACAACGGCCAUCGUAUUCCUGACUUUCCAUAUGAUCUAUGCCCGACAACUACCAAGAUACUAGAAACUGUCCCCGUUGCUGGCAGAAUUGCAGGCUUCAACCGGCAACAACCCAAUUCUGGAAUCCCUCUUCAUAGCGACGGAAACAAUAUGUGGCUUACGUGCCAAAUGGGGAUCAGGGUUCCAGAUGGUGAAAAGGCAUGGAUUCGGGUUGGUCCUGAAACAAAGCAUUGGAAAGAUGGCGAAUGUUUACUGUACGAUACAACCUACGAGCACGAAACGAUGAAUGAGCAUGAAACCAUGGAGAGAGUCGUGUUACAUGUGGACUUUUUCAACACCCUCAAGCUGACUCCAAUCGAAAUUGAAGUGAUGCAGUACAUCUAUUCUCUCCGAGAGGAAUUUUUCAAAGCUGAAGGCGUUGCAAAAGUUGGAAAUCAAAUACUCUAG
Cylindrotheca closterium is the source of this 1149-nucleotide messenger RNA. The record is from the annotation of a GenBank genome assembly. NCBI's taxonomy places the organism in Eukaryota, Bacillariophyta, Bacillariophyceae, Bacillariales, Bacillariaceae.